CCCCAGCUCUUCCUCUCAGCUCGGCGUGAAGCCUGGCUCCUCCUGGUGAAAUCAGCUUGGCCUGACAUAUUUUAAGUCUUCGGACCCCUGGACACUAGACACCAUGGAGAAUCAGGUGUUCAGUGUUCAGCAGAUCCAACCCAACGUCAUUUCUGUCCGCCUCUUCAAGCGCAAGGUUGGGGGCCUGGGCUUCCUGGUGAAGGAGCGGGUGAGCAAGCCACCCGUGAUCAUCUCCGACCUGAUCCGAGGGGGUGCCGCGGAGCAGAGCGGCCUCAUCCAGGCCGGCGACAUCAUCCUCGCGGUCAACGGCCAGCCCUUGGUGGACCUGAGCUAUGACAGUGCCCUGGAGGUGCUCAGGGGCAUUGCCUCUGAGACCCACGUGGUCCUCAUUCUGAGGGGCCCAGAGGGCUUCACCACUCACCUGGAGACCACCUUCACUGGGGAUGGGACCCCCAAGACCAUCCGGGUGACACGGCCCCUGGGUCCCCCCACCACAGCUGUCGAUCUGUCUCACCAGUCAUCGGCCAGCAAAGAGCACACACCGCCAGUGGAUGGGGCCCCAGGGCCUGGCAAUGGGCCCCAGCAUGCCCAAGACAGUGGGCAGGGAGCCAGCUCACUCUCAAAUACCAACAGCCUGGCUCGCAGACCCCUCGGCCAGGACCCUACCAAGAAAAGCACUGGGGUGGCUCUCCAGGACAGCCAGAACAGUGAACUGCUCAAAGAGAUAGAGCCUGUGCUGAGCCUUCUCACCAGUGGGAGCAAAGGGAUCAAUGGAGGGGGACCUUCCAAGGCAGAGACAAAGGAUGCGGAAGUCCAGGUAGACAGAGGUGUGGACGGCAAGUCACACAAACCGCUGCCCCUCGGCGUGGAGAAUGACCGAGUCUUCAGUGACUUGUGGGGGAAGGGCCAUGUGCCCGUUGUCCUCAACAACCCAUAUUCAGAGAAGGAGCAGCCCCCUGCCUCGGGAAAACAGUCUCCCACAAAGAAUGGCAGCCCCUCCAAGUGCCCCCGCUUCCUCAAGGUCAAGAACUGGGAGACCAACGUGGUCCUCACUGACACCCUUCACCUUAAGAGCACCCUGGAAACGGGAUGCACUGAGCACAUCUGUAUGGGCUCCAUUAUGCUCCCUUCUCAGCAAAUACGAAGGCCUGAAGAUGUCCGCACAAAAGAACAGCUCUUCCCUCUCGCCAAAGAGUUCAUCGAUCAGUACUACUCGUCAAUUAAAAGAUUUGGCUCCAAAGCCCACACAGAGAGGCUGGAAGAGGCGAACAAAGAGAUCGAAACCAGCGGCACCUACCAGCUCAGAGACACGGAGCUCAUCUACGGGGCGAAGCAUGCCUGGCGGAACGCGUCUCGCUGCGUUGGCAGGAUCCAGUGGUCCAAGCUGCAGGUGUUCGAUGCCCGCGACUGCACCACGGCUCACGGGAUGUUCAACUACAUAUGCAACCACAUCAAGUAUGCCACCAACAAAGGGAACCUCAGGUCGGCCAUCACCAUAUUUCCGCAGAGGACUGACGGCAAGCAUGAUUUCCGAGUCUGGAACUCUCAGCUCAUCCGCUACGCUGGCUACAAGCAGCCCGACGGCUCCAUCCUCGGGGACCCAGCCAAUGUGGAAUUCACAGAGAUCUGCAUGCAGCAGGGCUGGAAACCCCCAAGGGGCCGCUUCGAUGUUCUACCACUCCUGCUCCAGGCCAAUGGCAACGACCCUGAGCUCUUCCAGAUCCCUCCAGAGCUGGUGUUGGAAGUGCCCAUCAGGCACCCCAAGUUUGAGUGGUUCAAGGAUCUGGGCCUGAAGUGGUACGGCCUCCCCGCUGUGUCCAACAUGCUGCUGGAGAUUGGCGGCCUGGAGUUCAGCGCCUGCCCCUUCAGCGGCUGGUACAUGGGCACUGAGAUCGGUGUCCGCGACUACUGUGACAACUCUCGAUACAACAUCCUGGAGGAAGUGGCCAAGAAGAUGAACUUGGACAUGAGGAAGACGUCCUCCCUGUGGAAGGACCAGGCGCUGGUGGAAAUCAACAUUGCUGUUCUCUACAGCUUCCAGAGUGACAAAGUGACCAUUGUUGACCACCACUCUGCCACCGAGUCCUUCAUUAAGCACAUGGAGAAUGAAUACCGCUGCCGGGGGGGCUGCCCCGCGGACUGGGUGUGGAUUGUGCCCCCCAUGUCUGGCAGCAUCACCCCGGUCUUCCACCAGGAGAUGCUCAACUACCGGCUCACCCCCUCCUUCGAAUACCAGCCUGAGCCUUGGAACACCCACGUCUGGAAAGGUACCAAUGGGACUCCCACAAAGCGGCGAGCCAUCGGCUUCAAGAAGCUGGCAGAAGCUGUCAAGUUCUCGGCCAAGCUCAUGGGGCAGGCAAUGGCCAAGAGGGUCAAGGCGACCAUCCUUUAUGCCACAGAGACAGGCAAGUCGCAGGCCUAUGCUAAAACCUUGUGCGAGAUCUUCAAACACGCCUUUGAUGCCAAGGUGAUGUCCAUGGAAGAAUAUGACAUUGUACAUCUGGAACAUGAAACUCUGGUCCUGGUGGUUACCAGCACUUUUGGCAAUGGAGACCCCCCUGAGAAUGGGGAGAAAUUUGGCUCUGCUUUGAUGGAAAUGAGGCACCCCAACUCUAUGCACGAGGAAAGGAAGAGCUACAAGGUCCGAUUCAAUAGCGUUUCCUCAUAUUCUGACUCCCAUAAAUCAUCAGGCGAUGGGCCAGACCUCAGAGACAACUUUGAGAGUGCCGGACCCCUGGCAAACGUGAGGUUCUCUGUCUUUGGCCUUGGCUCCCGGGCUUACCCUCAUUUCUGCGCCUUUGGACAUGCCGUGGACACCCUCUUGGAGGAGCUGGGAGGAGAGAGGAUCCUGAAAAUGAGGGAAGGGGAUGAGCUCUGUGGGCAAGAAGAGGCUUUCAGGACCUGGGCCAAGAAGGUCUUCAAGGCAGCCUGCGAUGUGUUCUGCGUGGGAGAUGACGUCAACAUCGAGAAGGCCAACAACUCCCUCAUCAGCAAUGACCGCAGCUGGAAAAGGAACAAGUUCCGUCUCACCUACGUGGCCGAAGCUCCAGAGCUUACGCAAGGUCUCUCCAAUGUCCACAAAAAGCGGGUGUCAGCCGCUCGACUCCUCAGCCGUCAAAACCUUCAGAGCCCUAAAUCCAGCCGAUCAACCAUCUUCGUGCGUCUGCACACCAACGGGAAUCAGGAGCUGCAGUACCAGCCUGGGGACCACCUGGGUGUCUUCCCUGGCAACCGCGAGGACCUCGUGGACGCCCUGAUGGAGCGGCUGGAGGACGCACCCCCGGUCAACCAGCUGGUGAAGGUGGAGCUGCUGGAGGAGCGAAACACGGCUUUGGGAGUCAUCAGUAACUGGACAGAUGAGCACCGCCUCCCGCCCUGCACCAUCUUCCAGGCCUUCAAGUACUACCUGGACAUCACCACGCCGCCAACGCCAUUGCAGCUGCAGCAGUUUGCCUCCCUGGCCACCAGCGAGAAAGAGAAGCAGCGUCUGCUGGUCCUCAGCAAGGGUUUGCAGGAGUAUGAGGAAUGGAAGUGGGGCAAGAACCCCACCAUCGUGGAGGUGCUGGAGGAGUUCCCGUCCAUCCAGAUGCCUGCCACCCUGCUCCUGACACAGCUGUCCCUGCUGCAGCCCCGCUACUACUCCAUCAGCUCCUCCCCAGACAUGUACCCCGACGAGGUGCACCUCACCGUGGCCAUUGUCUCCUACCGCACCCGAGAUGGAGAAGGACCAAUUCACCACGGUGUGUGCUCCUCCUGGCUCAACCGGAUACAGGCUGACGAAGUGGUCCCAUGUUUCGUGAGAGGAGCACCCAGCUUCCGCCUGCCCCGAAACCCCCAAGUGCCCUGCAUCCUCAUUGGCCCAGGCACUGGCAUUGCCCCUUUCCGAAGUUUCUGGCAGCAGCGGCAAUUUGAUAUCCAACACAAAGGAAUGAGCCCCUGCCCCAUGGUCCUGGUGUUCGGGUGCCGGCAAUCCAAGAUAGACCACAUCUACAGGGAGGAGACUCUACAAGCCAAGAACAAGGGGGUCUUCAGAGAACUGUACACGGCCUACUCCCGGGAGCCGGACAAACCAAAGAAGUACGUGCAGGACAUCCUGCAAGAGCAUUUGGCAGAACCGGUGUACCAAGCCCUGAAGGAGCAAGGGGGCCACAUCUAUGUCUGUGGGGAUGUCACCAUGGCCGCCGAUGUCCUCAAAGCCAUCCAGCGCAUCAUGACCCAGCAGGGGAAACUCUCAGUGGAGGAUGCAGGCGUGUUCAUCAGCAGGCUGAGGGAUGACAACCGGUACCAUGAGGAUAUUUUUGGGGUCACCCUGCGAACGUAUGAAGUGACCAACCGCCUUAGAUCUGAAUCCAUUGCCUUCAUUGAGGAGAGCAAAAAAGACACCGAUGAGGUUUUCAGCUCCUAACUGGAUCCUCUUGCCCGGACGGAUG
Messenger RNA from Odobenus rosmarus divergens (Pacific walrus), 4430 nucleotides. It is a transcript of the gene NOS1, whose product is annotated as nitric oxide synthase 1 (neuronal). Lineage: Eukaryota; Metazoa; Chordata; Mammalia; Carnivora; Odobenidae. The record is from RefSeq and is a predicted model, not a curated record. The coding region runs from base 104 to 4405 and encodes 1433 amino acids. Gene Ontology annotation, molecular function: FMN binding; flavin adenine dinucleotide binding; heme binding. The transcript has 28 exons. Gene Ontology annotation, biological process: nitric oxide biosynthetic process.